Budorcas taxicolor (takin) is the source of this 1146-nucleotide messenger RNA. It is a transcript of the gene LDHAL6B, whose product is annotated as lactate dehydrogenase A like 6B. Bases 1 to 1146 code for a protein of 381 amino acids. Gene Ontology annotation, molecular function: L-lactate dehydrogenase (NAD+) activity. The transcript has a single exon. Lineage: Eukaryota; Metazoa; Chordata; Mammalia; Artiodactyla; Bovidae. The record is from RefSeq and is a predicted model, not a curated record. Gene Ontology annotation, cellular component: cytoplasm. Gene Ontology annotation, biological process: carboxylic acid metabolic process.
AUGAGCUGGACUGUGGGAAUCCUGCGGGCCAGCCAGAGAGCGGGCACUGUGAGGGCGAAUUUCCUAUGCCUGGGAAUGGCCCCAAGCCCCCGCCCGCCGGCAGCCGUUCCCCUCGGGGGCGCCUGGGCCGUGGCCCCCGCGUCCAAGAUGGCGACCGUCAAGCGUGAGCUGAUGAAGAAUUGCACUUCAGAGGAGCCUGUUCGCAACAGUAAGAUCUCCAUCGUAGGAACUGGAUCGGUUGGCAUGGCCUGUGCUAUCAGCAUCCUCUUAAAAGGCUUGAGCGAUGAACUCGCCCUGGUGGAUGUUGAUGAAGGCCGACUGAAGGGUGAGACCAUGGAUCUUCAGCACGGCAGCCUUUUUGUGAAAAUGCCAAAUAUUGUUUCCAGCAGAGAUUACUUUGUCACUGCAAACUCCAGCCUCGUGAUUAUCACGGCAGGUGCACGCCAGGAAAAAGGAGAAACACGCCUUAAUUUAGUCCAGCGAAAUGUGGCCAUCUUUAAGCUAAUGAUGUCCAGUAUCGUUCAGUACAGUCCCCGCUGCAAACUGAUUGUGGUUUCCAAUCCGGUGGACAUCUUGACGUACGUAGCCUGGAAGUUGAGUGCCUUUCCCCAAAACCGUGUUAUUGGAAGUGGUUGUAAUCUGGACACUGCCCGUUUCCGUUUCUUGAUUGGGCAAAGGCUUAGUAUCCAUUCUGAAAGCUGUCAUGGGUGGAUCCUUGGAGAGCAUGGAGACUCAAGUGUUCCUGUGUGGAGUGGAGUGAACAUCGCCGGUGUCCCUCUGAAGGAACUGAACUUAGAUAUAGGAACUGAUAAAGAUCCCGAGCAGUGGAAAAAUGUUCACAAAGAUGUGGUUGCUAGUGCCUAUGAGAUUAUUAAAAUGAAAGGUUAUACUUCUUGGGCCAUUGGCCUCUCUGUAGCUGACCUAACAGAAAGUAUUUUGAAGAAUCUUAGGAGAGUGCAUCCAGUUUCCACCAGAAUUAAGGGUCUCUAUGGAAUAAAUGAAGACGUAUUCCUCAGUGUCCCUUGUAUCCUGGGGGAGAGUGGUAUUACUGAUCUUAUAAAAGUAAAAUUGGCCCCUGAAGAAGAGGCUCGUCUGCAGAAGAGUGCAAAAACACUUUGGGAUAUUCAAAAGGAGCUUAAGUUUUAA